Molecule: messenger RNA, 2014 nt
Organism: Telopea speciosissima
Lineage: Eukaryota; Viridiplantae; Streptophyta; Magnoliopsida; Proteales; Proteaceae
Product: protein VASCULAR ASSOCIATED DEATH 1, chloroplastic-like
Exons: 18
Coding region: 3-1913 (636 amino acids)
Biological process (GO): negative regulation of programmed cell death
Source: RefSeq, a predicted model, not a curated record
CAAUGCCCGUCGCCUCUCCUAACGAGGAGAGGAUUGAACUUCCUAACUCUAUGGAUUCCGUCACUUCUCCUUCGGCUUUGAAACUGCGUUCGGAAUCCGGUUCCGAUGUCGGUGUUUCGGGAAAUGGUGAUCAACCUCAUUGUAACGAUCAAUCUGAUUCGUUCGUAAGCAACCGCAAAAACGUGGAUAAUCAGUAUGUUUCGAUGCAGUCAGCGGUAAGAAGUGAAGAGUAUCGGCAACUGUUUCAUCUUCCACCCGAAGAAGUCCUUGUUCAAGAUUUUAACUGUGCUCUCCAAGAGAAUUUCCUUCUUCAGGGUCAUAUGUACUUAUUUGUUCACCAUAUUUGCUUUUAUUCCAACAUAUUUGGAUUUGAGACAAAGAAAACCAUCUCUUUCAAUGAGGUCACUGGUUUACACAAAGCAAAGACUGCAGGAAUCUUCCCUAAUGCGAUAGAAAUUGUGGCUGGCGGGAAAAAGAACUUCUUUACAUCUUUUCUCUCUCGUGAUGAAGCUUAUCGGCUGAUUGUUGAUGGAUGGUCACAACAUAGAAAUGAUAGUAAAGUGGCCAUUGAACACCAGGAUUCAAAAUCUGAGUCCAGCAGUCAAGGCAAUAUGCUUGUUAUAGUUGAAAAGGGUUUCAAACAAACAUUUAAGGACCUCCAAUCUUUGCAAAGGAAUAAGGACGUUCGUAUUUCGGAAGAUUGUGUGCUUCUAUACAAUGAAGAAGUUGAUAUUAGUCCAUCAACAAGGUUUUCAGAAGCAGAGGAGAAUGGAGAAGAAGCAGAGCCAGUUAUAAAUGCCAAGUGUUUGUCUUCUGGAGAAAAAUUGAAGCUUGAGGAUUUUGAUGCGCCUAAGAUACCUGAAAAUUACACAAUGGUUGCUGAAUCAAAAUUUCCGGUUCAGUUAGAGGAGUUCUUCAAUCUUUUCUUCUCUGAUGCUGCUGAUGAGUUUAUUGAGUUGUUUCAUACAAAAUGUGGAGACAAAGCAUUUAGGUGCACUUCAUGGUUUGAACAUGAACAAUUUGGACAUGCUCGAAAUGUGUCAUUUCAACACCCAAUCAAAUUUUAUUUAGGGGCAAGAUAUGGUAACUGUCAGGAGCUCCAGAAAUUUCGUCUCUACAAAGACAGUCAUUUGGUUGUCGAGACUUCGCAGGAAAUCAAUGAUGCGCCUUAUGGGGAUUCUUUCCAUGUUGAGGGGCUUUGGGAUGUGGAGAGAGAUGGUGACAAAGGAACUAAUUCUUGCAAUUUGCGUGUAUAUAUUCGUGUAGUAUUUUCUAAGAAGACAAUAUGGAAAGGGAAAAUAGAGCAGUCAGCUAUUUCAGAGUGCAGAGGGGCUUAUUCACUUUGGAUAAAAAUUGCAAAAGAAAGGCUGAAGCAGAAAUACGUUGCAAAACUAGAAGGGUCAUGUUCUGAUGGUAACACAACUGAAAAUGAUGCCCAAUUGGAAAGGCAUGCAAAAACUGAAGCACCCUCAGAAGGAUUACAUAAUAUGAGAAAAAUUACCGAAGAAUCUGAUUCUCAAGAUUUUAGUACUCAGUUCCCAAGUCUGCUGCAAGAAGGCUCAAGUGGCACAACUUUAUUUAGAGAAUCAUUGGCAACAUUACGUUCAUAUUUGAAAAGUCAAAGCCACUUUCCUCUAAUCUUAGUCACCGCCUCAGUUUUGGUCCUCCUCCUGAUGCAGUUGAGCAUAAUUGUACUAUUUACUAGAUCCCCACAAGUCCAUCUAUUCUCUCAAUUAGACAACAUGAAUGAUUUCACUGGUGACAUAGGGAAUAAAGCGGCAGAUGUAGCCUGGUUGGAAAAACGGGUUCAACACCUAAAGGAUGAGAUGCUCAUGGUUGGGGCUCGUUUAGAGAGGAUGCACCAUGAAUAUCAACUAUUAAAAGCACAGCUACAGUCCUUGAACCUCAGAUAAGGCAAAGAUUGUCACCCACCCCACUCUUAUGUAUGGCUGGAUGUAUAUAUUUAACUCUUCUACUAACUAAUUCACGGUGAAUUUCUUAUUGUUCCUUUGCA